CUAAACAUGCAUUGUGGACAACUAUUCCUGACACUUUUGGUACUUAUGUUUACAAGCACCUUGGAAACCUGUACUCUACGUCCUCAUAUUACUGCUGUUGAAGGGGAACCUUUCUAUUUGAAAUAUUGCUUAUCUUCACCUGAGCAUGAGAAUGAACCAACCACCAUGAAAUGGUACAAAAGCAAUGAAUCACAUGGACGUGUUGAGCUAAGCUCAAGCAGUUCACCCAGAAUUACUUUGCAUGAUUAUGUUUUGGAGUUUUGGCCAGUUGAGUUGGAUGACAGUGGAUCUUACCUUUUCCAAAUGGGAAAUGAUACUCAUGAAUGGAGAUUAAAUGUCAUCAGAAGAAGUAAACACAGAUGUUUUGCUGAAAAACAAGUAAUUAGUAUAACUGUGGAAGUUAAAAAAGCUUUGCAAAUACCCUGUGAUGAACGUAGUUACUAUAAAAAGCUAGUUAACAGAACGUCAUUAUAUAAGAACUGUGAAAAGAUAGAGAAGAAUAAAAACCCAUCUUUUCGGAAGAAUGCAGAGCUCAAUGAUCAAGGAUAUUACACCUGCAUGUUUUUCCUUUAUCAUAAUGGAAAAUUAUUUAAUGUCACCAGCACCUUCAAUAUAACAAUAGUUGGAGAUCAUAGUAAUAUAAUUCCAGUUCUUCUUGGACCAAAGCUUAAUCAUGUUGAAGUGGAAUUAGGAAAAGAUGUACAGCUCAACUGCUCUGCUUUGCUGAAUGAAAAGGAUCUGAUUUAUUGGACCUUCCAGAAAGAAAAUGGAGAGAACUCUAAUGCACAUGAAGAGAAAGAAAUAAGAAUUAAGACUUCAGAGGGCAAAUGGCACACUUCAAAAAUAUUGAGAAUUGAAAAUAUUAAUGAAAUAAAUCUAAAUUUUUUAUAUAAUUGCACUGUGGCCAGUGAGGGGGACAUAGACACCAAAAGCUUCAUCUUGAUGAAAAAAGCAGAUCUGGUUGAUAUCCCAGGCCAUGUCUUCAUUAGAGGAAUAAUCGUAACUAUUUUGAUCUCGGGGGUAGUCGUGUGCCUAGUGAUUGUGGUUGUCAUUUAUAGAGUUGACUUGGCUCUAUUUUACAGACAUUUCAUGGGAAGAGAUGAAACAUUAACAGAUGGAAAGACAUAUGAUGCUUUUGUGUCUUACCUAAAAGAAUGUCGACCUGAGGAUGGAGAGGAACACUACUUCGCUGUGGAGAUUUUGCCCAGAGUGUUGGAGAAACAUUUUGGGUAUAAGUUAUGCAUAUUUGAAAGGGAUGUGGUGCCUGGAAGAGGUAAGAAAGCUGUUGUUGAUGAAAUCCAUUCCUUAAUAGGGCAAAGCCGAAGACUAAUCAUCGUCCUCAGUAAAAGUUACAUGUCUAAUGAAGUCAGAUAUGAACUUGAAAGUGGACUUCAUGAAGCACUGGUGGAAAGGAAAAUUAAAAUAAUCUUAAUUGAAUUUACACCCAUCAGUGACUUCACAUUCUUGCCCCAAUCACUAAAACUUUUGAAAUCUCAUAGAGUUCUGAAGUGGAAAGCUGAUAAAUCUCUGUCUUAUAACUCAAGGUUCUGGAAAAAUCUUCUUUAUCUGAUGCCUGCAAAAACAGUCAAGCCAUAUAGAGAUGAAUCAGAAGUCUUGCCUGUGCUUUCAUAG
Pteronotus mesoamericanus is the source of this 1632-nucleotide messenger RNA. RefSeq names its product interleukin 18 receptor 1 (gene IL18R1). The coding region runs from base 7 to 1632 and encodes 541 amino acids. Gene Ontology annotation, biological process: interleukin-18-mediated signaling pathway; positive regulation of type II interferon production. Lineage: Eukaryota; Metazoa; Chordata; Mammalia; Chiroptera; Mormoopidae. Gene Ontology annotation, molecular function: interleukin-18 binding; interleukin-18 receptor activity. The transcript is spliced from 10 exons. The record is from RefSeq and is a predicted model, not a curated record.